GCUUCGAGCUGGAGGCCUUCCUGGGCUUGGGGGACCAGUGGCGGCUGCCGGAAGAGGUCCAGCGUAGGGCUCUAGCUGUGUGCGCUCUGUACCGGACCUACAACGGCAGGCGGCACGGUCAUUUGGAGAUUUCGGACUUCGAUGGGGCGUUUGCCGAGUGCCUCCGUGAAGGCCAGCGCGGGGUCGAACGUUAA
Messenger RNA from Prorocentrum cordatum, 194 nucleotides. The record is from the annotation of a GenBank genome assembly. Lineage: Eukaryota; Dinophyceae; Prorocentrales; Prorocentraceae.